This is a messenger RNA of Papilio polytes (common Mormon), 3270 nucleotides long. It is a transcript of the gene anchor, whose product is annotated as integral membrane protein GPR155. Lineage: Eukaryota; Metazoa; Arthropoda; Insecta; Lepidoptera; Papilionidae. Gene Ontology annotation, biological process: transmembrane transport; intracellular signal transduction. Gene Ontology annotation, cellular component: membrane. The coding region runs from base 274 to 2766 and encodes 830 amino acids. The transcript is spliced from 15 exons. The record is from RefSeq and is a predicted model, not a curated record.
GUACCAGAUUUUUAAAUGUCAUUUUGAAAGAAAUAAAGUGUGGUUAAAUAAAUUAUAUCGAUUGCUUUGUAAUAAUAAAAUUCCAAAACCUAAUGGUUAUGGUUAUAGCUAAUGGUUAGUAAUGAUUAGUAAAUAAUGGAAUAUUUGUGUCAUAGUGCAUUAUACGCAGGUACUAAUCAAAUGUUUGUUAAAAAAUAAUUGAUUUACAACUAACAUACUACAAAAUUAAAAUAUUUGCCAGAAAAUCACAAGUCGUAUAAGGGAUCACAUACCAUGCAGUUAGAAGUAGCUCAAGCAGCCUCUGAGAGGUUGUAUCCCGCUUUGUUCCAAUGUUUUGCUGUUAUCAUUAGUGGUUAUAUUGCUGGCCGCCUUAAUGUGGUCACCAAGGCAGAGUCAAAAGGAAUUGCCACUUUUGUGGGCACCUUUGCAUUACCAUCUCUCAUAUUUUUGUCAUUAGCUCAAUUAGACUUUAGCAUUGUUAAUUGGACAUUUUUAAUUUCAAUGCUAUUAGCUAAGGGAGUAGUAUUCUUUGGAGUCGUUAUUGUCACCAUUUUGGUGUCAAAGCCCAUGAAUUUAGGACAAGCUGGAAUGUUUGCAAUAUUUUGCACACAGAGUAACGACUUUGCUUUGGGAUAUCCAAUCAUUAAUGCAAUCUAUGAAAAAACUCAUCCCGAGUAUGCUUUAUAUCUGUAUUUAAUGGCACCUAUUUCUCUGGCAAUACUUAAUCCUUUUGCUUUUGUUUUGCUUGAAAUUAAUAAGCAACGACAAAAUACAGAUCAGUCGGAUAAUACGCAGAACCAAAAACAAUAUGUUAUUAAAAUUAAAAUGCUACUACAGAUUCUCAAAGGAAUAGUAUUCAAUCCAGUAUUAGUGAUGACUGUGUUAGGUAUUAUUGGUAAUAUUGCUUUUAAACACAAACUGUCCAUUUACAUUGAAGGACUUUUAGAGGUUUACGGUCAAGCCUUUACUGCAUCGGCUCUAUUCUUAUUAGGAUUAAGAAUGGUUGGUCAAGUGUAUAGACUUAGAGGGCCUGCAUUAAUAGUACCAUGUGUACUAAUUAUGGUUAAAUUGGUAAUACUACCGGUGGUGAUGAGAGAAUGUGUAUCGGCGUUAAAUGCUGGUGAUAAUCAGACUGAAACAUCAUCACUUUCAACAUAUGCAUUCUUGUAUGGAACCAUACCAACAGCACCAGCCGUGUUUGUAUUCUCCAAUAUUUAUCAGUUGGAAAUGGACUUGAUGGCAUCAUCAAUGGUUAUUUGCACAUUCCUAUCGGCUCCUAUAACAUUCCUCUCCGCACAAGUUAUUACUUUGAAUAAGGACUAUGCUGACCAACUGAAGAAAUUUGGCUUUGACUUAUCAAUAGUGUCUCUAUUUGCUGCUCUUUGGAUCUUCUUGGUUUUCACUGUGACGAGGAAAUAUAAAAGAAUGCCUCACAGGAUUACAUUCUGCUUGAAUAUUACACAAAUACUGCUGGCUAUCAGUAUGAUCUGGGGCGGGCCGCUGAGCACCUACCCGCCGAGCUGGCAGUACGUGGCGCAGCAAGGUUUGCAGAUAUUCUCCACUUACUCCUGUUUACUCUGGACUUGCAUGUUGUCUGUCGGACUACUAACAUUGGAGAGUCGCGGGCCAUGCUUCGUGUUGUCACUGUGGCCGGUGCUGGCUUUCGUGGCGUGGGGCGCGCCCGCGCUCAUGGUGGCCAUCCUGCUGGCCACCAAGCCCACCGCCGGCAUCUUGGACACCAACGCUACGGAUGUCAUACGUCUCUGUCUGCUGGUGUUUAGCUUGACAGUGACGAGCGGUUGUUUGAUCCUGUACAUGCGGUGGCGGCGGCGCGGCGCGGGCUCGCCGCUGUCGGAGACCACCAGCCUCGUCGACAACGCGGAGCCCGUCUCCAACACCUCGCACACGCAGUCCGUUUCUAACAUGGGUUGUUACGGCGCAAUAACAGCGACGCCCUCGCCUAAUAGAAAUGCAAACGGCUGCUGCACCAACGACCCGAGCUGCGAGAGCGGCUUCAUGAAUUCAUCCUCCAGGGAUUUGGAAGACAUCGCCGAUAACGACAGGGAUUGUGGGUGCAAGUGUAUGCACGGUGCUGGUGCUGGGGGUGCUGGUGCUGGGGCCGGGGGUGGGGGUGCGUGCGAGUACGUGAGCGCGCUGGAGGCGGCGGCGGGGCGGCUGGGGCUGCUGCCGGCGGAGCAGUCGCGCGGCCGCGGCGGCCAGCUGCUGCGCCACACCGUGCUCGUCAUCGCAUACAAUCUCACCAUGUUCAUCGGCGUGACGUACACGGGGUGGCGCGUGCUGCGCAAGGAGGAGAGCGGCGUGUACAUAGAGAUCGCGUUCCUGGACGUGGCGGCGCGCGCCGGACAGCCGCUGCUGCUCUGCGCGCUCUUCGGCCUGCGCCCGCAGGAGAUCCUGCUGCCCACACUCACCUACAUCAGGAACAAAUGGAAUGGCGCGGAUACGGUUAAGUUACCGCCAGUAGAAGAGCUCAGUUUCGAAACUAAACACGUGUGCGAGCAGUUCAUCACUCACCACUUGGCGCGUUGUCAGGACGCUAUCACUAAGGAUAUCAGAUGGAGGAUGCGCACACACCGCGGCGUGUUCCGCGGCUCGUGCUUGGUGAGCUGGCUGGUCAGCUCCGGCCUCGCCGCGGAUCAGUUCGACGCGGUCACCUAUGGCCGACACCUGCUCGACGGCAGGCUCAUCUCGCAUCUUAAUAAUACCUAUCACUUCACUAAUAGCCCCCUAUUGUAUAGAUUUAACUAAAUCGACUUCACACUUGGCCAGUACAGUCGGUCAGUAGCGCUGUCAAUCAAUGUCAAUCAACUGGCACAGUGUAAACGCUAACUGACUGGCUUUCGCAACUCUACUAGCCAAGUGUGCUGUGCAUAUAAGAUUUACUUGGAAUGACUUGACUCAUGUCACUAUUACUUUGAAAAAAGAAAAACAAUGGGCAAUAUGCAUGCAUUUUUCUUUUUUUUAAUUUUCGGUUUGGCUUCAUGUGCAUAUUGCCUAUUGUAAAUUCAAAAAAAAAUUGUUAUCUCUGUUUUUAAAGUAAUAAGCGAGAUGGCAACAUUAUUGUAAUACGCGUCAAGAUAACGGUAACUUCGCUAGCUUAGUACUUAGGACAAUUAUAACACAACGACUAAAGCAAUGCUUAUUCGGAUCGAAAAUUGGGCACAUUAUUAGGCACAAAUAUUUACAGAAAAAAAUUAUAUUCUUUAAAAAUAUGUGUAGAGGUGUAGAUUGGCAGAGUAAAAAUUAAAAAAA